Messenger RNA from Rhopalosiphum maidis (corn leaf aphid), 2151 nucleotides. RefSeq names its product kelch domain-containing protein 3. The record is from RefSeq and is a predicted model, not a curated record. Lineage: Eukaryota; Metazoa; Arthropoda; Insecta; Hemiptera; Aphididae. Bases 882 to 2102 code for a protein of 406 amino acids. The transcript has 8 exons. Gene Ontology annotation, cellular component: cytoplasm. Gene Ontology annotation, molecular function: protein binding; chromatin binding.
UAUUCAGUAUUAUUCCCCACCCGUUGAAAAUAAUUUUAUUAUAAUUGUUAAUUCACCCAUACCGUUUGUUUAUACGUCAACGUCAUCACCUAUCGAGAAUAUCAAUAUCAAUUUUUUUUUUUAUAACUGAUUUUGGACAAUCGAAUUGAGAUUAAUUGUUAUUAAUAUUAUUAUUAUUUCGAGUUUCGACAACUGUCUGGUUCACCGCUCACUGUGACCGUCGCCUAUGGUUCCUGGGCCCGUGGGCUCGGGCGCCUGUGGUACUCGGUAAAUGCGGUCUAAACAGUAUUGCAGUAAACUCUUUAGUUGACGACCGAAUGUGAUACAGGCCACAGACAUUGAGACAUUACCUAGCGAGUAGCGAUAAAAAGGACUGCGACAGACCGCAGGAUCGACGCACUUAUAGUUCAUUCUUUGUUAUUAUUUAAAUAUUUUUGUUGUCUUGUUGUUAUUAUUAUUAUCGUCGUCGUCUUUUAUUACCGUCUUUAUCAUUGGCCGUUGUUGAUUAUUUGUUUAUUUCGCAGCUUAUCGUACGUCGCGACCGUCGCGUACUCGCAUCCCUACAACGGCGGGGCAGGUACCUGACAGAAUCGACUGUAGUCGAACUUACGCACAGUAUAUCAACUUCCUGUUUCGUUUGGUGUGACCUGCCAUCGCAAAUCGUUCUCGAAUUCUCGUUCAGUCGCGACCGACUUUCUUAACGUCCGUGUUAUCAUAAGAAGGUGUAAAAAAAAAAAGAUUCCUAUUCAUUGGUACCAAGCACAAUAUUGUUCGAGCUCGCCAUCCGUGUCGCCCGCGUAUCGCAAUCGUCAGUCUCCUUGAACGUAAGAAUCCAGUGGUGUGGCGACGGAUUCCAUUAGUUGGACGGUACCACGCACACCAUGUACUGGACUGUUCACAUGUAUGGUGGCCCUCGACGGGUCAACCACGCAGCCGUCGCGAUCGGCACAAGCAUUUUCACAUUUGGCGGUUACUGUAGCGGUGUAGACUACAAAAGCUUUAAGCCAAUCGACAUACACGUACUAGACACAGAGAAAUUGAAAUGGUGGAAACUGGAGCUAAAUGAUGAUCAAGACUGCAAAUGUGUUCCGUUUCAGAGGUAUGGUCACACAGCCGUUGCUCUUGGAUCUAAUAUUUAUCUGUGGGGUGGACGUAAUGACAAUGAAGUUUGCAACACUCUGUACUGUUUCAACACAAUAACUCUAAAAUGGACAAAACCAACUGUAUAUGGAAAUGUACCAGUGCCGAGGGAUGGUCAUUCAGCAUGCAUCAUUCAAAAUUGCAUGUAUAUAUUUGGUGGAUUUCAAGAACACCCAAGUCUAUUUGCUUCAGAUCUAUAUAUGUUGAACUUUCACUCCAUGGUAUGGAGUAUAGUUAAAACAAAGGGACAUCCUCCAUCCUAUAGAGAUUUUCAUACUGCAACCGCUAUUGAUAAUAAAAUGUAUAUAUUUGGUGGCCGUGGUGAUUGGCACGCACCAAGACAAACUGAAAAAGAUAAAUAUUGUUCCAAUAUUUAUUAUUUAGAUACUUCUACAAGAAAGUGGAUACGUCCAAAAAUUCAUGGCACUAAACCUAUAGCACGGCGCAGCCAUUCUGCAUUUGUGUAUAAUGGCUUUUUAUAUAUCUUCGGUGGUUUUAAUAAAAACAAGGACUUACAUUUUCAUGACAUAAAUCGAUAUGAUCCAGUUAGUUCUACUUGGAUGAAAAUAUUACCAAAGGGCACACCUCCAUGUGCUAGGAGAAGACAGAUUUGUCAAGUAGUCAAUGACAGAGUGUUUAUAUCUGGUGGUACUAGUCCGCUUUUUCCCAGACCAACAAUACCUGCAAGACUGCGGGAAUACGAUCUGGGUGAUAUAAUGUAUAAUGUGGAUCUCAAAGAUCAUGAUGACCUUCAUGUUUUAGAUCUGAAGCCUAGUCUAAAAAAUAUAUGUAUGGUGAAUGUGUGGGAGAAUAUGGAAGAAAUGAAAAUUGAUAAUAUAGAUGACCUACACAUUCCGUUAUCAUUAAAACAUGAUCUGGCUGCCUUUGAUCCUUUUGAAAUUAUGGAUACAGAGAGCAACAUAAUGCAGUCAUAUGAAGAAAAUUUUCCUGUUCUUUCAUAGUAAACGUUCAACAAAUAACCAAAAUAGAGACAGAAAAUGCACUACUCAC